Molecule: messenger RNA, 6495 nt
Organism: Wallemia ichthyophaga EXF-994
Lineage: Eukaryota; Fungi; Basidiomycota; Wallemiomycetes; Wallemiales; Wallemiaceae
Product: U5 small nuclear ribonucleoprotein kDa helicase
Exons: 7
Coding region: 1-6495 (2164 amino acids)
Cellular component (GO): nucleus
Molecular function (GO): ATP binding; nucleic acid binding
Source: RefSeq, a predicted model, not a curated record
AUGAGUGGAAAAGAGAACCCCCAGCAUGCUCAGUUUCAAUACGCGGCCAUGUCGUCGCUUGUAUUGCAAUCCAACAGGUCAGCGAGGCCAGAUGAACCAACAGGCCAGGCAGAAACCUUGGCUGGCAAAGUAACCGCAAGAGAUAUGGGUACACGAGCCACAAGAGAAACUGUGAAAGAUAAGGACAAGAAGAAGCUCAAAUCGCAGAUGGACGACGAUGGCUCUUCCACAGCCAAAAGAUCAGCUUCUAAUAAAGGCUACGGAUACAGCAAUAUUUUAGAAGCUACACAAGAUAUGGAGGGUUUGGAUUACAGGCCUAGAACAGCGGAAACCACUCAAGUCUACGAGUUGAUUCUCUCAGUCGUCCAUUCGAUACUCGGUGAUACUCCUCAAGAUACUAUCAGAUCAGCUGCCGACGUUGCCCUCGGUGUUCUCAAAGAUGAAAGCUUGAAAGAUUUCGACAAGAAACGUGAGAUUGAAGGUUUCGUCGGCCAUAUUUCUGAGGAGCUCUACUCCCAGCUGCUAGGCCUCUCCAAGAAAAUAACCGACUACGGCGAUGCAGAUGUCGUUAUGGCCGAUCCGGACGCUGAAAAGAAAGAGGGCGAGAUCGACGAUGAAGGUGUCGCACUUCUUUUCGAAGAUGAUAACGAGGAAGAUGACGACGAAGAGCGUUACGAGGUUGGUGAUGAUCAGUCAGAAGAUGAAGAGAAAAAUGAUGUCGAAGAGGAACAAGAGCAGCUUGACGAUGAUGGCAAUGCACUCGUCAUUGGCGGAGAGAAGAAACAGUCAGCUGAAUCGCGUGGCAAGCUAGCAGCCACCGACGUUGAUGCUUUCUGGCUUCAAAGAAUUAUCGCUCAACACUACCCUGACCCUGUUGAAACUACCGAGAAGACGUCCGCGGUAUUCGAUCUUCUGGCAUCUGAAGCUGGUGCAAGAGAAGUCGAGAAUGGGUUGAUGGAUCUAUUUGAUUACGAGAGAGACCUUUUUAAACUUGUUCAACUACUGCUCAUCAACAGAGAUUUGAUAUAUUGGUGCACAAGAUUAGCGAGAGCAUCCGAUGACGAGAAAAUGGAUAUUGAAGUCACAAUGCGUGAGAAGGGUGUUGGAUGGAUUCUUCGCGAGCUUAAGGGUGAAAAGCCAAAGCGGGAAACUGGUGAAAUGGCUAUGGAGGUUGAUCAGAGUAAACAAACCGUACCAAGCAAGGCUACCCUCGCUCCUGGAUCCACCGUCGCUCCAAAGCGCGUUGUAGACUUGGAUAGCAUGACUUUCUCGGCCGGUGGUCAUCUGAUGUCAAACAAGAGGGUCAAGCUCCCUGAUGGCUCAUUCAAGCGCUCGAAGAAAGGAUACGAGGAAAUUCAUGUCCCUGCUCCUAAAGUUACUCCUGUCAAGGAGGGUGAAUUGGUUCCACUUACCAAGUUGCCGGAGUGGACGAGAAAAGCAUUCCCAGGUACCAAAGCGCUCAAUAGAGUGCAGUCUAAGCUUUACCCUGUCGCUUUUGGUCAAGAUGAUCCAAUUCUGCUUUGUGCCCCAACUGGUGCAGGAAAGACAAAUGUGGCAAUGCUUACUAUUUUAAAUACAAUUUCACAAUAUAGAGACGAAGAGACUGGUGCUAUUGAUUUGGAUGCGUUCAAGAUUGUUUAUGUCGCACCAAUGAAGGCGCUUGUACAAGAGCAAGUCGGCAGCUUCAGCAAGAGACUGGAGCCAUUUGGCGUCAAAGUUAAUGAGUUGACUGGUGAUAGCCAACUCACCAAGCAACAGAUUGCUGAAACUCAGGUUAUUGUCACUACACCAGAGAAGUGGGACGUCAUCACCCGUAAAUCAACUGACACAUCGUACACUAACCUCGUAAGACUGAUGAUUGUUGACGAGAUCCACUUGCUUCACGAUGACAGAGGUCCAGUACUGGAGUCGAUCAUUGCGCGUACAAUUCGUAAAAUGGAGCAAAACAACGAAUACACGAGAGUUGUCGGUCUGUCAGCUACUCUUCCAAACUAUCAAGACGUAGCAGCAUUCCUCAGAGUGGACAUCAACAAAGGUCUCUUCUACUUUGACGGCAGUAUGCGUCCGUGUCCAUUGCAGCAGCAAUUUGUAGGUAUCACCGAGAAAAAAGCUAUCAAGCGUUUCUCCACAAUGAACGAGGUUUGUUACGAGAAAGUGUUGGAGCAAGCUGGCAAAAACCAAGUCAUUGUCUUUGUUCACUCGCGCAAAGACACUGCAAAGACAGCUAAAUUCCUCCGUGAUAUGGCCAUCGAAAAAGAUACUAUCACUCAAUUUGUCAACGCUGAUUCAGCGAGCAGAGCCAUUCUGACAGAGGAAGCUGAGAAUUCCAGUAGUGGUGAUAUGAAAGACUUGCUUCCAUUUGGUUUCGCUAUUCACCACGCUGGUAUGACUCGAGCAGACAGAAACGCAUCUGAGGAUCUUUUCGAUAAAGGACACGUCCAAGUGUUGGUCUGUACGGCUACAUUAGCCUGGGGUGUCAAUUUGCCUGCACACAGUGUUAUUAUCAAGGGUACACAGAUCUACAAUCCAGAGAAAGGUAGAUGGUGCGAAUUAUCUCCACAAGACGUCUUGCAAAUGCUUGGUCGCGCAGGUAGGCCGCAGUAUGAUACAUUCGGAGAGGGUAUUAUUAUCACAAACCAUACUGAGCUACAAUACUACCUCAGUUUGAUGAAUCAGCAGUUGCCAAUUGAGUCGCAAUACGUUAGUCGACUCGUCGACAACCUCAAUGCAGAAGUCGUUCUCGGAUCGAUCCGUAAUCGUGACGAAGCUAUUCAGUGGCUCGGCUAUACUUACUUGUACAUUAGAAUGCUGCGCUCACCAAGCUUGUACUCUGUUGGCGAGGACUAUGAUGAUGACCUUGGGCUGGUGCAGAAGCGCUCCGAUAUCGUCCACACUGCCGCUGUUCAAUUAGAUAAGGGAGGUUUGGUGAAGUAUGAUCGCAAGUCUGGAAUACUACAAGGUACUGAAUUGGGUAGAAUCGCUUCCCACUUCUACAUCACAAAUACUUCCAUGGCUGCUUAUAUGAAGAAUCUCCGUCCGACGAUGAGCUUGAUUGAGUUGUUCAGAGUGUUUGCUUUGUCCAAUGAGUUCAAACUCAUUCCAGUACGUCAGGAAGAGAAGCUCGAGUUACAAAAAUUGAUGGAGAGAGUCCCGAUACCCGUAAAGGAAUCAGUCGAUGAGCCAGCCGCCAAAAUCAACGUGCUUCUGCAAGCAUUUAUCAGUGAUUUAAGAUUAGAUGGUUUGGCAUUAGUUAGUGAUAUGGUCUUUGUUCAACAGUCAGCUGGUCGUAUCAUAAGAGCUAUUUUUGAAAUUUGCUUGAAGAGAGGCUGGGCAGCGCUCACGCGUGAUGCGCUGGAUUUGUGCAAGAUGAUCGACAAGAAGUUAUGGAAAACGAUGACUCCACUUCGUCAAUUUAAGGGUAUUCGCCAAGAUGCAUUCCAGGAAGUCGUCAAAAAAGCUGAAAGAAAGGAAUUUCCGUGGUACAGAUACUUUGAUCUUGAUCCACCAGAACUUGGCGAGUUAAUCGGUAAUCCUAAAGCUGGAAAAUUAGUGCACAAGAUGGUACACUCGUUCCCAAAGCUUAACUUGCAAGCCAAUGUUCAACCCAUCACAAGGUCGUUGCUUAGGAUCGACCUCAGCAUUCAACCUGAUUUCGAGUGGGAUGAGAAGAAUCACGGUACUUCCGAGCUUUUCUGGAUUUUAGUUGAAGAUGUCGACGGCGAGAUUAUUCUUUUCCACGACACUUUCCUUCUGCGCGAGAGAUACUCACAGGAUGAACACUACGUCACUUUGACUGUGCCAAUGUCAGAGCCUAUACCGCCAAAUUACUAUGUUACAGUGAUGAGCGAUAGAUGGUUGCAUUCAGAGACGACGCUGCCAGUCUCAUUCAAGCACCUCAUUUUGCCAGAGAAGUUCCCACCUCCAACCCCUCUUCUUGAUCUGCAACCAUUGCCGAUAUCAGCGCUGCACAACAAAGCCUACGAGAACAUUUACACUCCAUCAAAUGACAACGAAUAUGCCAUCGAGUCAUUCAAUAAAAUCCAGACGCAAGUAUUCCAAGCUCUUUACACCUCAGAUGAUAGCGUCAUUAUUGGCGCUCCUACUGGAUCUGGAAAGACAAUUUGUGCAGAGUUUGCUUUGUUGAGAUUCUGGCAAAAGAGCGGGUCUUCUAGAGCGGUUGUCAUUGAGCCAUUCGAUGAUGUCGUUAGCCAGAGAGUGGAUGAGUGGUCGCAGAAGUUUAGUCGUCUUGAUAAAGAGAUAGUCGGAUUGACUGGUGAUAUGUCUGCUGACUUGAAGUUGUUGGAGCGCGGCGAUGUUAUUAUAGCAACUCCUCAACAGUGGGAUAUGCUUUCACGUAGAUGGAAGCAGCGCAAGAAUGUCCAAAACAUAGGUCUCUUUGUUGCUGAUGAAGUUCAACUCAUUGGCCAGCCUGAUAUCGGACCAACUUACGAAAUCAUUGUGUCGAGAAUGAGAUACAUCGCCGCACAAACUGAAAAUCCCACUCGUAUUGUUGCUUGUUCAGUCUCACUAUCUAAUGCGAAGAUUAUCGGUGAUUGGAUCGGUGCUGGCUCACAAGGUAUUUUCAACUUCUCACCAAGCUCUCGUCCACUGCCAAUGGAGGUUCAUUUGCAAAAUUACUCAACGCCUCACUUCCCAUCAUUGAUGCUGUCGAUGGCCAAGCCAGCUUACUUGUCGAUUACUGAAUGGGCAGCUAGCAAGUCCGUCAUUGCAUUCGUACCAUCUCGCAAGCAGUGCUACCUCACUUCUCAAGAUAUUCUCACUUACUGCCAAGCUGAUGGUAGUGACAGGAGAUUCUUAAACAUUGAGUUGUCAGAACUUGAACCACACUUAGAGCACGUUCAAGACGAGGAAUUGAAAGAGGUUUUGAAAUACGGUAUUGCAUACUACCAUGAAGGUCUAUCUAAGCAGGACAAGGUUAUAGUAGAGACGCUCUACAAUGCCAACGCUAUACAGCUUGUCAUAGCAUCGAGAGAUGUCGCGUGGUCAAUCCCAAUGAGAUGUUUCAUGGUUAUUAUUAUGGGUGUUCAAGCAUUCGACGGUCGUGAGCAUCGCUACGUCGACUAUCCAGUCACCGACAUUCUCCAAAUGAUUGGCCGUGCAUCGAGACCAGCUCAAGAUAGCACAUCCAAAUGUGUAUUCAUGUGUCAAUCAUCUCGCAAAGACUAUUUCAAGAAGUUCCUGGCUGAGCCCCUUCCAGUAGAAUCACACCUGAAAUACGUUCUCCCAGAUCACUUCAAUGCCGAGAUUGUGACCAAGACUAUUGAGAACAAGCAGGAUGCUAUUGAUUAUCUCACUUGGACUUACUUCUAUAGACGUAUGCAGUCUAAUCCUAACUUUUACGAGUUGUCAGGUACUUCACACGCUCAUCUUUCUGACUCGCUUUCGGAGCUUGUUGAAGAUACGCUAAACCAGCUGGUUGAAGCUAAGUGUAUUACUAUUGAGGAUGAGAUGGAUACCCUGCCACUCAACUUGGGUAUGAUCGCUAGUUACUACUACAUUUCAUCAUUCACCGUGGAAACUUUCCAAUCUUCACUUAAGGCUACUACUAAGCUGAAGGGUAUUUUGGAAAUCGUCGCUAGUGCCGCUGAAUUUGAAUUGGUACCUAUUAGAAAGGGAGAGGCCAACAUUCUUCGCAGAUUAUAUGACAGAGUUCCCGUGAAGCUUGAUCGUAUCGAUUUUGAGUCACCUUACUUUAAGACAUUCGUACUCCUCCAAGCACAUUUCAGCAGGUUACAAUUACCAGCUGAUUUAUUACAAGACCAAGCAGAGGUAUUGAAGAGAGUGCUGAAUUUGCUUUCGGCAGCUGUGGACGUAAUGUCUAGUAAUGGAUACUUGGGUGCGAUUGGAGCGAUGGAUCUCUCGCAGAUGGUUGUACAAGCUAUCUGGGAUCAAGAUGUCUCUAUCAAGCAAAUACCACAUUUCAAUGAGCAAAUCAUCUCAAGAGGUAAAGAAAUGCAGAUUGAGAGUGUAUAUGAUAUUAUGGAGAUGGAAGAUGAAGAUAGGUCCAAGUUGUUGGCUGGAUUAGACAAGUUUAGGGUACAAGAUGUAGCCAAGUUUGUCAACAACUACCCAUCUAUUGAUGUGGAGUACGAUAUCGACACUAAGCAGGAUAUGAGAGCUGGUGAACCAAUACCACUCACUGUUAGAUUGAGUCAGGAUGUCGAGGAGGAUGAGGAAGUAGACCAGAGUGUAAUGGCACCAUUUUACCCAUUGCACAAGAUGUGUAAUUGGUGGUUAGUUGUUGGUGACACGAGAUCUAAAUCACUCCUGGGUAUCAAGAAGGUAUCGGUUGCGAAAUCACUCAAUGUCAAGUUAGACUUCCAGUUAGAAGAGGAGGGUACAUAUAAGGAUGUCAAGUUGUAUUUGAUCUGUGAUAGUUACAGCGGAUGUGACCAGGACUUCCAAUUACCUGAAUUAGAGGUGCAAGAAGGAUUAGAAUCAGAUGAAGAUGAAGAUGAACAAAUGUCAGAGUAA